CUCGUCAGUUAUCCCACUGCAGCUGCCGACUUGAACGCUUCUUACACGCUCCUUGUCCCGAAAGAAUUAUCAAGAUGACCAAAUCCUCUGCAUCCAUGUCUUUUUUAAUGAUUGCAAUGGUCUGUUGCUUCCUUAUGGCCACUACGGCCCAAGGGACAAUUAGUCCUUGGCUAAAUAGGCCCCAGCAAUUUAAUCGUUUCUUCCUGGCCCGUCCAUUGCCAUCUGAGAACAAUUUCCAACUUGAUAACGAUUAUAACGGUCGCCUUUUGGAGGAAAUACCAACGGAAAUGGUGAGCAACGGCCCAGAAGCUAGAGCGCCCGGUAGAUUCAAUAGACCCAGUGCCUAUUCCUCAUCAGGCGAUUCCAGCUCAUCUGGAGAAAGAACUUUUCAGACGUUCGCCAACCUUUUUGCUUCGAGGCAACUGUGUCCAGCCUGUCCCGGUUGCCCGUCAUGUCCCAGUUGUCCAGCGUGCCCUUCGCCAACAUGUCCGGUAUGCCAGGCGUGCCCUACGUGCCCAGUUGUCCCGGUGAUUCCAGCCCAAUCAAUUACUUUAUCCCCGGCCGUUGGAGAAUGUUUUGCCACUACCAUUUUGUCAACCGCUUCCGCGGCACCUUGUUCGCGUGUAUCGGCAGCUCCCAGAGGAACUAUUGACGUCACAUUUUCCGAUACGGGUAACUGGCAAACGGCUACCAUUGGAAUCGUCGCCGUCGCACCCAAUACUCAAAUCCAAUUGACUUGCACAGCCAUUCCGAUAGGCACUAGCGCGGUGGCAAAAACGCAAGUCGGUGCCAUAACAGCGAACGUCCCGAUAACAUCGAAUGGAUAUUUGCAAAUUUUUGCAACUGGUGCUGGCUCCCCAGCUACUGCAAUCAAGUUGACCUGCUCAUGGAUCUCGUCUUAGCUUCGUUUGGAUAAGACGUAAUUUUACACCAUCUGCAUUGCCUUGGUUUUGCCAUGAAUCAAUUGGAAGUGAGCCCUGCAUCUAAUUAUAUAUUUUCCAAGUCUUUGCGGUUUUAUUCUGUUUAAGUUAUAGUCUGGGAAUGCCAUCUGUGCUGUGCUUAUCUACAUUUUCUUGAGACUUUAGUGGUUGUCUGUUUCCUUUUAGAAUUAAAAUACACUGUACGCCGAAUA
Molecule: messenger RNA, 1132 nt
Organism: Daphnia pulex (common water flea)
Lineage: Eukaryota; Metazoa; Arthropoda; Branchiopoda; Diplostraca; Daphniidae
Exons: 5
Coding region: 75-902 (275 amino acids)
Source: RefSeq, a predicted model, not a curated record